UCGUCUAACAUUCCGAGGAAGGAGACCGGGAGCAUGGCAGCGAGGGUACUGAUGAAAGCGAUCCACAGUCUCCGAAGUCCUGGUGUGGUUGGAGCUGCUCUGUCCUGCAAUGGCCACACAUUCUCUAGUGCCGCUGCAGCUGCCAGACCUGCGGCCCCCAGCGUGGACGCAGGUGUGAAUGAAAAGAUCCUGAACGUUCCUCUGACCCAGCCUGACUACUUCCGCCUGUCGGAGCUGUUCACCGUAAAGGACCUGUUUGAGGCCCGAGUGCACCUUGGACAUAAGAAAGGCUGCAGGCACAGGCUGAUGGAGCCGUAUCUGUUUGGGAGUCGCCUGGAUGUCGACAUUAUUGACCUGGAGCAGACAGCCGACCACCUGCAGAGGGCGCUGAACUUCACGGCACACGUGGCGUACCGCGGGGGAAUCGUGUUGUUCGUGAGCCGCAGACGUCAGUUCGCUCACCUGGUGGAGAGGACGGCGCAGGAGUGCGGAGAGUACGCGCACACGCGCUACUGGCAGGGCGGGCUGCUCACUAACGCCCCCGUGCAGUACGGGCCGGGAGUGCGCCUGCCCGACCUCAUCGUCUUCCUCUCCACGCUCAACAACGUCUUCCAGACGCACGUGGGCAUCCGAGACGCCGCCAAAAUGAACAUCCCCACCGUCGGGAUCGUGGACUCCAACUGCAACCCGAGCUUAGUUACGUACCCGGUGCCUGGCAACGAUGACACACCCGUCGCCAUGGAACUGUACUGUCGGCUCCUCAAGAUGACCAUCAACAGGGCGAAGGACAAGAGGAAACGGAUGGAGCUGCUCAAGGGGAUAUGAGAGUGAUCGAUAGGAGGGUGGACAGAGGGGGGUGCAGAGGAGCAGGGAGGUCAUCAUUUUGGCCAGAGGUUCUCCAUCACAGUCUUUUGCUCUUAACCUGAUGGUCCAAAAGGCAGCAGUGGUCACCAACCCUCUUUUCGGAGGUUUCACCUCCAACUCAAAUCUCCUGUUGGCUAAUUAAGGACUUCUUAAAGGAGACGUCCACCGGUUUCUCAGAUCUUCUGCGUAACUCUGUUGUGAUUUGUCCAAGCGACUGUUUACAGUGGUGAUGACGCGACUUCUGUAACACAGAUAUUACGAUUUUAUUUACAAUCCAAAACCACCAGUGACCCCACACGUGUCUUCUGAGCUUUAUAUGGAAUGGUGAUGCUAAAAUAGUGGGGAAAGCCCAUUGGGACCCUGCAACCUUCUCAAAUCCUAUCGUCUCAACCUUCUCAAAACGACUGUAAAUCCGCGUCUCAGACACCAGGCAGCAUUUGGUUCCUAUCGUCUCCACUGUGAACAGUUUUGCAGCAUUUCACUUCAGAUGUAAAACAGGAUGAAAACAUCUGGUUUGGAACAGUUUUGUUUACGGUUUCCCCCGUAGACAUGAAGACCUGGAUUGACGGGACGUCGGAGGACUAGUAGUGAUGCAGUACCUGUGUGUUCUUUAUGACGAUGAGCUUCUCUGUGUGAAGUGUGCUAAAUUAAAGAGGGGUUCAGUCAUAA
Molecule: messenger RNA, 1533 nt
Organism: Pygocentrus nattereri (red-bellied piranha)
Lineage: Eukaryota; Metazoa; Chordata; Actinopteri; Characiformes; Serrasalmidae
Gene: mrps2
Product: mitochondrial ribosomal protein S2
Exons: 4
Coding region: 34-825 (263 amino acids)
Biological process (GO): translation
Cellular component (GO): ribosome; mitochondrial small ribosomal subunit
Molecular function (GO): structural constituent of ribosome
Source: RefSeq, a predicted model, not a curated record